GCAAUGCUCCACGUCACCUGGGCUGAAAAAGAUGGUGGCCGUCGUGUUAGUUUAUGACAAAUUUUUUAACCGUGCGUGAACUAUACUAGAGCAUCUCUUUAAUAUAUAUAUAUAUUUACAAUUUACUUUUGUUUGUUGUGCGUGAAUCUUUCUCGAAGGCGGCUACGAGUUUUGUUGUUAAUCAAAACUCUUUGUUUCUCGAAUUUUUGAAAAAAGUUACCGUGUAGCCAUUCGGGCUGAACAACACCCACUACAAUGGCUAAUGCUAUUAAGCAAGUCAUCAAUGAGGUGGCUGAAAAAGUUAAAAUGCCCUCCACACCCACUCGUCUGAGGGAUUUGAUACGCCAAAUUCGUGCUGCCAGGACAGCUGCAGAGGAGCGGGCUGUGGUGAACAAAGAAUGUGCCUACAUUAGGGCAUCAUUCAGGGAAGAGGAUUCACAAUGGAGAUGUCGGAAUGUUGCCAAGCUGCUCUACAUACACAUGCUUGGCUACCCAGCUCAUUUCGGUCAACUAGAGUGUCUGAACCUUAUUGCCUCACCCAGGUUCACCGAUAAACGAAUUGGAUAUCUUGGGGCAAUGCUUUUGCUGGACGAACGCCAAGAUAUUCAUGUCCUCAUCACCAACUCCUUGAAGAAUGAUUUAAACAACCCCGUCCAGUUUAUCGUUGGUUUGGCCCUGUGCACCUUGGGUGCCAUUGCGUCGCCUGAAAUGUCACGCGAUUUGGCUUCUGAAGUUGAGCGGUUGCUCAAGUCCACCAACGCCUACUUAAGGAAGAAGGCGGCCUUGUGUGCUUUCCGAAUUAUCGGCAAAGUGCCAGAGCUCAUGGAAAUGUUUUUACCCGCAACAAGAUCACUCAUCUCAGAUAAAAAUCACGGCGUUUUAAUUACGGGAGUCACACUAAUCAUCGAAAUGUGCGAACGGAGUCCAGACACUUUGAUUCACUUCAAAAAGGAGCAUCGCGAGGUGGUCCCCAGUUUAGUGCGUAUUCUCAAGAAUUUGAUCAUGGCAGGUUAUUCACCAGAGCAUGAUGUUUCUGGUGUGAGCGACCCCUUUCUCCAGGUGAAAAUUUUGCGGUUGUUGCGAGUCCUGGGCCACAACGACGCCGAAGCUUCUGAAGCGAUGAACGACAUUUUGGCGCAGGUGGCCACCAAUACGGAGACGUCGAAGAAUGUCGGCAACGCCAUUCUGUACGAAACGGUGCUUUCGAUAAUGCACAUCAAGUCGGAGAGUGGCUUACGUGUCCUGGCCGUCAACAUUCUCGGCCGCUUUCUGCUCAAUAGCGACAAGAAUAUUCGAUACGUGGCGCUCAACACACUGUUGCGCACCGUUCACGCAGACAAUUCGGCCGUCCAGCGACAUCGUGCCACUAUACUCGAGUGCCUUAAGGAUCCCGAUGUAUCCAUCAAGAGGAGGGCGCUGGAAUUGAGUUUUGCGCUCAUCAACGGAUCCAACAUCCGAGUGAUGAUGAAGGAGCUGUUGGCGUUUUUGGAGAAAUCCGACGCCGAAUUCAAGGCCCAGUGCUCGUCUGGAAUUGUCAGCGCUACUGAAAGAUUCUCACCCAACCGGCGGUGGCAUGUCGAUACGCUGCUGAGAGUUUUGAUUGCCGCUGGCAACUUUCUGCGAGACGACGUCGUUUCCAACACGAUCCAAAUCAUUUCGGAGAGCGCCUCGCUCCAGGGCUACGCAGUCGGUCAGUUGUGGAGAGCCGUUAGCUGCUCUUCGGGCUCUUUACAGCACGACGGACAGCCGGGCGAUUUAGACUUGCAAGGAGCUACGCUGCCCAUCUCCGAACGCCAGCCUUUGGCUCAAGUCGCUUCGUGGUGCCUGGGCGAGUACGGCGACAGUCUCAUUAAUGGACACACCAACGCCAGCGAACAGGAAGAACCGGUCGUUGCCGGUGAGGACGAAGUGGUUGAUUUCAUUCAGGGCAUUCUCUCGUCGAGCCAAAGUACCAUCGUUACCAAGCAAUACGCUUUGACGGCCCUCACCAAGCUCAGUACACGUUUCAGCGUCACUGUUGGUCGUAUCGAAGAUAUCGUGACCAGUUUCGGCACUCAUUUGAAUGUUGAGCUGCAGCAGCGCGGUAUCGAGUACGCCCAGCUAUUUACCAAGCACGUAGCACUACGUCCGGCCAUCAUGGAGCGCAUACCGCCCAUGGAACACAAGACAUCACACCAGGGACUGACGAACGGAAGUUCCAGAGGAAACGGAGUCAGCAAUGGCGACGAUGACAUGUUAAUGGAUGAUUUGAAUUCUUUCACAACUACCAGCAUCACAAGUAAUUCGGCACCGGCCACUAAAGAUUCGAAUUCUUUGCUCAAUCUACUGGGUGGAUUGGACAAUUUUGAUAAUGACCCUGCCCCGAUGGUUACGAGCUCAAAAGCCUCUACAGCUCCGUCUGCCUCGAAUUUGGAUCUGCUCGACUUGUUGGGCGGUUUGGACUUGAGCGGAUCGACGACACUUUCGUCAGCUCCGCCACCCAUCACUACACCUACUGGUUCUACAAGCAGCAGCUUAGUCAAUAAUAAUUUGGCUAAUUUGCUCAGUUCACCGACGACCCAAAUGAGUGCCGCCAUCCCGCCUAGUUCUAAUUUCUUAAUCGAUGGGUUCCUAGGGACUGCACCUACACCCCCACCAAAACUUCAAAAUGUAACGGCCUAUGAUAAAAACGGACUCAGAGUGGAUUUCUCUUUUGACCGUCCGGUCGACAACCCCAAUUUGGUGAUAGUCACAUUGACGGCCAGCUCUUCGUACGGUUCCACACUGUGCGAUUUCCUCUUCCAGGCCGCCGUGCCGAAGACAUUCCAACUGCAAAUGAUGCCGGCCUCUAGCACGGUUAUUAAUUCUGGUAUUCCCGUCACCCAAGUCAUGCGCAUUCUAAAUCCCACGAGAGCGGUACUAAAAAUGAGGAUCAAAUUGUCCUUCUCUAGAGACGGGAUGGCUAUUCAGGAUCAAGACGAAGUCAAAAACCUCCCAGCAGCCUUGUGGCAAUGAUUUUGUGUUAUUUUCUUUUUUUAAAUGGCGAAAUUCAAAAGAAAAAAAAAAUAGCCAAAAACCUUCAAAAAUUGGAGUGUGGAAGGAUGAAAUGCUGAAAACAAGGAGAAUCUUAGUAUAUUCGAAAGAAAGAAAGAAUAAAAGAAUAAACACACGUACAUAUACAAUUAUACAUACAGUCGACGGUCUGCUGUUGCUGUUUCUGCUGUUGCUGCAAAAAUCAAUGCCUUGCCUUCUUUGCUAUGAUUUUCUAACUGUGGGUGAUUCCCUUCUCUCUUCCCCCCCUUCUUUUUCCACCUGCACCCACCGUCUUCGAAUUAAAAAAUCUUUUUUUUUUCCUACUUCCUGCGGCAUGAGAACAUUAGAGAGAAAAAACAAAUCGAAUUCAAGGAAGAAUAAUCAUCGUCUUGUGUAUUUUGAUGCAAAAAUUACAAAAAAAAAAUUCCGUGUAAAAUAAGUUGAAUUCCCUUUGCGAAGAGGAUGCAAAGGGUCCACUUAGUGAUGUCUAAAAACAACAACCAACGGUCUGCCCAGCUGUAUUACCCACUUUUGUUUCUUUUUUCUUCUCCUUUAUCCCCCACGUCCGCUGUUAUUACUCGUUUUUGUUUGAAUUUUUCCCUUGUGUAUGUUUAAAAGCCUCCAAGGCCCUUUAUACACCUUGUAGGCUUCAAUUUGUACCUUUCCCUCUUUAUUCCCUCAUUAUAAAGCACUUUUUUUUCUAGUUUAGUAGGCAUAUACCAUGUGUGGUUCUCAACAAUUCCUGUGAAACUUAUUGAAGGAAACGAUUAUUAAAAAACUGUUAAUUGUCUUCA
Messenger RNA from Daphnia pulicaria, 3806 nucleotides. RefSeq names its product AP-1 complex subunit gamma-1-like (gene AP-1gamma). Gene Ontology annotation, biological process: receptor-mediated endocytosis; intracellular protein transport; Golgi to vacuole transport. The coding region runs from base 256 to 2994 and encodes 912 amino acids. The transcript is spliced from 13 exons. Gene Ontology annotation, cellular component: AP-1 adaptor complex; Golgi apparatus; membrane coat. Gene Ontology annotation, molecular function: clathrin-cargo adaptor activity. NCBI's taxonomy places the organism in Eukaryota, Metazoa, Arthropoda, Branchiopoda, Diplostraca, Daphniidae. The record is from RefSeq and is a predicted model, not a curated record.